Molecule: messenger RNA, 9532 nt
Organism: Solea solea (common sole)
Lineage: Eukaryota; Metazoa; Chordata; Actinopteri; Pleuronectiformes; Soleidae
Product: cell adhesion molecule DSCAML1-like
Exons: 33
Coding region: 81-6443 (2120 amino acids)
Biological process (GO): dendrite self-avoidance; axon guidance; homophilic cell-cell adhesion
Cellular component (GO): plasma membrane; axon
Molecular function (GO): cell-cell adhesion mediator activity
Source: RefSeq, a predicted model, not a curated record
UCGUGCCGCGGUGUUUGACGAGUGUGGGGGAGAUGGAUUUGUAGAGGAGAGGAGGAGAGGAGGAGAGGAGAGGAGGGGACAUGGGCGGGGCGGAGGCGCCUCUCAUUCCCCCUCCAUGCUUAGCGGGGCAGCAGGGCUGGAGAGACCUCCGGGGAGCACAGUCGCCAGUCCAGCACGGAGACUCGCCUGGCCAAAAAACCGCGCCGCACAUUUGCCAGGAUUGCCAAAUAUUCCUGAAAAAUAUACCUGCUAUUUAUGGCAUGUGGCUUGUACUUUUACUCCUGCUGUACUCUCUCCAAGAAGUACACAGUGAGGAUGUGGGCUCUACCAGGCUGUACUUUGUGAAUGCCUCCCUGCAGAGGGUAACCUACUCCAGCUCGGUGGGGGUGUCCCUGCCCUGUCCAGCAGGGGGCACCCCCAGUGCCAUUCUCCGCUGGUACCUGGCCACCGGCGACGACAUCUACGAUGUGCCCCACAUCCGCCACGUGCACGCCAAUGGCACUCUGCAGCUCUACCCCUUCUCGCCCUCCGCCUACAACAGCUACAUCCACGACAACGACUACUUCUGCACUGCCGAAAACCAGGCCGGCAAAAUCCGCAGCCCCAACAUCCGCAUCAAAGCUGUUUUCAGGGAGCCGUACACCGUGCGAGUGGCAGACCAGCGCUCGAUGCGGGGCAACGUAGCUGUGUUCAAGUGCCUCAUCCCCGCUGCUGUGCAGGAGUAUGUCAGUGUCGUGUCCUGGGAGAGAGACACUGUUUCCAUCAUCCAAGGUAACAGGUUCUCGCUCACGUCCUUCGGAGCGCUUUACAUCUCCGACGUUCAGAAGGAGGACGCCCUCUCGACGUACCGCUGCAUCACCAAACACAAGUACAGCGGCGAGACGCGGCAAAGCAAUGGCGCCAGGCUCUCCGUGAUGGACCCCAACGAGUCCUCGCCCACCAUCCUGGACAGCUUCCAAGCAGGGGAGGUGUACGCGGGCCAGAGCAUUGAGCUUCCCUGCACAGCGGGAGGUUACCCAAGCCCUACCGUGCGCUGGCUGAAGGAUGGCCGCCCGCUGCCCUCAGAUGCCCGCUGGACACGGCGUUUGACAGGGUUGACCAUCAGCGACCUGAGGCAAGAGGACAGCGGCAGCUACGCCUGCGAGGUCACAAACAGUUUUGGCUCAAAGGAGGUGUCUGGACAGCUUCACGUUAUAGAUCCUCUGCGAGUGACCUUGUCCCCUAAGAAUCUGAAAACGGGCAUCAGCAGCACACUCUUCUUCACCUGCACUGUGGAGGGCUCUCCGGAAUACACCAUCUCCUGGUACAGAAACACCGAGCCCAUCGUCCCCGACCAGCACAUCUCCAUCCAGGGGCAACACAACGACACGCUGCAGAUCACCGCAGCGCAGAAGUUCCACUCCGGGGCCUACCAGUGCUUCGCCUCCCGAAAGGGUCUCACUGCUCAGGACUUUUCCAUUAUUCUGCUCGAGGAUGGUACCCCUCGUAUUGUGGCUUCCUUCAGCGAGCGGGUGGUGAACCCCGGCGAGCCCUUCUCCCUCAAAUGUUCGGCCAAAGGAGCCCCGCCUCCCUCCAUCACCUGGACGCUGGACGACGAGCCCGUGGUGCGAGACUCCACCUACAAGACCAGCCAGUACACGCUGUCGGACGGGCUGACGGUGUCGCACGUCAACGUCAGCAGCCCGCUCAUACGAGAUGGAGGAGUGUAUCGCUGCGUUGCACGCAACUCGGCCGGUAGCGCAGAGUACCAAGCGCGCAUAAACGUAAGAGGUCCACCUCGAAUUAGACCCAUGCGCGACAUCACCGCAGUGGCAGGCAGGAACACCUACAUAACGUGCCGUGUGAUUGGUUACCCGUAUUACUCCAUCAAGUGGCUAAAGGACGGCAUGCAGCUGCCGGAUAAUCACCGUCAAGUGUUGUUUGAGAAUGGUACGCUGCGGCUGACGGACGUGCAGAAGGGCGCAGAUGAGGGCACCUACUUAUGUAGCGUCCUGAUCCAGCCCCAGGUGUCAAUCAACCAGACCGUCCAUGUAACUGUCAAAGUUCCGCCGCUCAUCCAGCCCUUUGAUAUCCCCUCUACCUCAGUGGGGAAGCUCAUGUACAUUGCCUGUGUGGUGUCAUCUGGGGACAUGCCCAUACGCAUCACCUGGCACAAAGAUGGCCAGCUCAUCGUGCCAGGCUCCGCCUCUGGCGUUGCAAUCGAGACCAAAGAGUUCAUGAGCUCCCUGCAAAUAUCCAAGGUGACACUGAAGCACAAUGGAAACUACACCUGCAUCGCCAGCAACGCCGCUGCCACCGUCAGCUGGGAAAGACAGUUGAUUGUGACUGUACCGCCACGUUUUGUGGUGCAGCCCAACAACCAGGACUGCAUCUACGGGAAAGCAGGCGUUCUCAACUGCUCUGUGGAGGGUUACCCGCCUCCCAAAGUCAUGUGGAAACAUGCCAAAGGUGUAGGAAACCCUCAGCAGUACCACCCAGUUCCUCUAACCGGCCGGAUCCAGAUCAUGUCAAACGGCUCUCUGCUCAUCCGACAUGUUCUUGAGGAUGACCGAGGGUACUACCUGUGUCAGGCGUCCAACGGCGUGGGCUCAGACAUCAGUAAAAGCAUGAUCCUCACUGUCAAGAUCCCUGCGAUGAUCACCAGCCACCCCAACACCACCAUGGCGAGAAAGGGCCAGACCAAGGAGCUGAACUGCACGGCGCGCGGCGAGCAGCCCAUCAUCAUUCGCUGGGAGAGAGGGGACACCGUCAUCGACGCGGAGAGGAACCCGCGUUACUCCAUCACCAUCAACAAGAAGGGGGACGAAGUCAUUUCAACUCUAAAGUUGAAUCCAGCCGAGCGAGGAGAUUCUGUCUUCUUCUCCUGCCACGCCAUCAACUCCUACGGAGAGGGUCGAGGCCUCAUCCAGCUCACUGUGCAAGAGCCACCAGAUCCUCCAGAGCUGGAAGUGAGGGAGGUGAAAGACAGGAGCAUGAACCUGCGCUGGAUCCAAAGGUUUGAUGGGAACAGCAUCAUCACCAGUUAUGACAUCGAGUACAAGAACAAGUCAGACUCCUGGGAUCACAUGUACACAACCAGGAACAUCUCCCCCACUAACAACCAAGCCAACAUUGUGGAGCUGCACCCGGCCUGCGUUUACAGCAUACGCAUGUACAGCUACAACAAGAUUGGCCGCAGCCUCCCCAGCAAAGAGCUCACAAUCAGUACUGAAGAAGCGCCACCUGACGGGCCGCCAAUGGACGUCAUCCUCCAGCCGAUGACGUCUCAAAGCAUACGGGUUACAUGGAGGGCCCCCAAGAAGGAGCUGCAGAACGGCGUGAUCCGAGGCUACCAGAUCGGCUACCGAGAGAACGGCCCGGGCAGCAACGGGCAGUACAGCAUAGUGGAGAUGAAAGCGACAGGGGACAGUGAAGUGUACACCUUGGAUAACCUGAAGAAGUUUGCCCAGUACGGGGUAGUGGUCCAGGCCUUCAACAGAGCAGGGACUGGACCCUCCAGUACUGAGAUCAAUGCUACAACACUGGAGGACGUGCCGAGCGAGCCUCCGCAGAACGUGCGAGCCAUCUCGGUGACGUCGGACGAGGCGGUGAUCACGUGGGCGGAGCCUCCGCGGCUGACGCUGCACGGCGUGCUGAAAGGCUACCGGGUCGUGUUUUGGUCCCUCUUCCCUGACGGAGGUGGGUGCUGUGGGGGCCAGACCCAGUGGCCAAUGCAGAAAUGGGGAGAGAUGCAGAAUAUCACCACGAUGCGAGAGCAGGUGGAGCUGCGAGGGCUGGAGAAGUUCACCAACUACAGCGUGCAGGUGCUGGCCUACACACAAGCUGGAGACGGGGUCCGCAGCAAUGUCCUGUAUAUCCAAACCCGUGAGGACCUUCCUGGUCCGCCAGCCGGCAUCAAGGCAGUUCCCUCGUCCCCAAAUAGUGUAGUUGUGUCCUGGUUACCUCCUCACAAACCAAAUGGUGUCAUCCGCAAGUACACCAUCUACUGCUCCAGUCCAAACUCGGGACAACCAUUUCCUCUGCCCCAGGCGCCAAGUGAGUACGAGGCCAACCCCGAGAUGCUCUUCUACCGCAUUACACACCUCACGCGUGGUAAACAAUACCACAUCUGGGCUGCAGCCGUAACAACUGCUGGCCGUGGGAACAUCAGCUCAAAGGUCACAGUGGAACCUGCUGGGAAAGUCCCAGCUAAGAUCCUGUCCUUCAGCGGCACAGUCACCACACCUUGGAUGAAAGAAGUGCGUCUGCCCUGCAGCUCCGUGGGAGAGCCCGCCCCCACAAUUAAAUGGACCAAAGACAGUGAGGACUCUGCCAUUCCGGUGACAGCUGACAAUCAGCGGCAGAUCUUAUCCAAUGGAACGCUGGUGCUGCGUUCGGUCAAAGCAGAGGAUUCUGGGUAUUACACCUGCACGGCCACGAACACACUGGGAUUCGACACCAUCAUCGUCAACCUCGUAGUGCAAGUUCCUCCCGACCAGCCUCGUCUGACCGUCUCCACCACCUCCACCUCCUCCAUCACGCUGGCUUGGAUUCCUGGGGACAACGGAGGAAGCUCCAUCCGAGGAUUUGUGCUGCAGUAUUCUGUGGACAACACAGAAGAGUGGAGGGACGUGUUCAUCAGCUCCAGCGAGCGCUCCUUCAGAUUGGAUAAUCUCCGCUGUGGAACGUGGUACAAGGUCAAGUUGGCAGCCAAGAACAGCGUGGGCUCGGGCCGCAUCAGUGAGAUCAUUGAGGCCAAAACCCAUGGAAGAGAACCCGUGUUCAACAAAGACCAGCCGUUGCUCACCCACAUCAACUCCACUCAUGCAGGACUCAACCUGCAGGGCUGGACCAGUGGCGGCUGCCCCAUUACUGACCUGAUGCUGGACUUCCGACCCAAAGGAACCUGGGCCUGGCAGACCCUGAAGGCCAACACCACCACUCAGCUGUUCCUCAGCGAGCUGCGGGAGGCCACCUGGUACGAGCUCAAAAUGAAGGCCUGCAACAGUGCAGGGUGUGGAAACCAGACCUCCCAGUUUGCCACUACAGACUAUGACGGCAGCACAAUACCACCCAUCAAAUCAGCCCGCGGCGAAGGCGACGAUGUAAAGAAGCUGUUCUCCAUCGGCUCUCCCGUCAUCCUGGUCACUCUGGGCGUUGCCUUGCUCUUCAUCAUCCGCAAGAAACGCAAGGAGAAGAGGCUCAAGCGUCUAAGGGAUGCCAAGAGCCUGGCUGAGAUGCUUAUCAGCAAAAACAACCGCAGCAUAGACACACCUGUGAAGGGCCCUCCUCAAGGACCGAGGCUCCACAUCGACAUCCCGCGCGUUCAGCUGCUCAUUGAGGACAAGGAAGGCAUCAAGCAGAUAGGGGAGGACAAGGCAGCGGUCCCAGUGACAGACACUGAGUUUAGCCAGUCAGUCAAUCCACAGAACUUCUGCACAGGCGUGUCUCUGCAUCACCAAGCCCUCAUCCAGAAUUCAGGGCCUUUGAUUGACAUGUCUGACAUCCGCCCAGGCACGAACCCUGUGUCCAGGAAGAGUAUAAAAUCAGCUCACAGCUCCAGGAACAGAUACUCCAGUCAGUGGACACUGAGCCGACCCAGUGUGAGCCAGUCGACAGCCUCGGCACGAACUCUGACCUCAGACUGGCGAACGAUGGGCUCUCACGGCAUCACUGCCACUGAGAGUGACAGCUACAGUGCCAGCCUCUCCCAAGACACAGAUAAGGGUCGCAACAGCAUGGUGUCGACGGAGAGCGCCUCCUCCACCUAUGAGGAGCUGGCAAGGGCCUACGAACACGCCAAACUGGAGGAGCACCUGCAGCACGCCAAGUUCACCAUCACAGAGUGUUUCAUCUCUGACAGCUCGUCUGACCAGAUGACCACAGGUACCAACGACCCAGCAGACAGCAUGACCUCCCUCAGCACGCCGUCUGAACCGGGCAUCUGCCGCUUCACAGCCUCACCGCCCAAGCCACAGGACUAUGACCGCGGUAAAAACGUGGCCGUGCCCAUUCCCCACCGCGCGAACAAAAGUGAAUUCUGCAACCUACCCCUCUACAUGAAGACAGACCCAUUCUUCCGCAAGCAAGGGGAGCUGCAUGACCCAUGCCCGGCUGUGCCACCACGGGAAGCCUCAAUCCGCAGCCUUACGCAGCGAGCGUAUCACACCCAGGGCCGUCACAAAACUCUAGACCCUACCAAGCAGCAGGCUCUUACGCUGGGCCACUCUGGGCCAAGUAGCCUGGGCUCAAGCUUGGGCACCGCCACCUUGCCUCAAAGAACUCUCACCAUGCCCAGCUCCAACGCUGCAGCGACAGCUUCCACUUCCAGCACGGGCAGCAACCCCGCCAACAUUAACAAGGGGGGCUCCAGAGACUCGCUGCUCGAGAGCAGCUCCUCUGCACUGGGGAGACUGCAGAAACAGAGUGUGGGGGCCUACUCGAAGUCAUACACACUGGUGUAGUCCCUUCUCUUGCACAGACUCGCUCUCUUCAGUCUGGGCCGGAAAGGUCCCGCGACCAUCUUUCUUUACACCCAACUAAUGGUGAACUGCCCAGCAUCUUGACUAAUUCUCCUCGGGAUCAGUUCUCUUCCAGACAGAGACCUAGCUAACCCUACUUUUCAUGUUCACCUCUGUGGGACUCUGCAAAAAGAACUACUAACUCCAACUAACGGUUCCGGUCGGCUGGUGCUCAGCUCCGCUCAGUAUUCACGGGAGUUGCACAGCACGUAGCGAUUCUGUGGUCAUUUGGAAAUAUUGACUCUUACCAAGGAGCUUAAAAGCUCUGUGUUUAUGACGAUGAAGACUACAAUAGCCAGUAUGAAGCUGUGUGGCCAUCCCGUCUCUCUCACACACACAUGCUGUCCUCCAUAGUUUGAGUAUUACUGUCAAUUUGCAGGAUGUCCAGUUAAGUUCCCUAAUUCUUACUGUAUCUUUCACCCUCUGUGUGUCUCUUAAAAAGUCCCAACUGACAAAUUCGAUUCCAAAAGAAAUGAUUCAGGUUCACAUCCAGGAAAAGAAAGAAAAAAAGACUUCUCUCACAUUAAUGUGACAGAAUCUCUCCAGCUGAAAAGUGUAUAACGUUUUAAACCCAAAUGAACCAGCCAUGAACGCUCACAUUACAAAUAGAGAAUAUUUGGUGAUAUAAAGAAUUUACAUAUAUAUUUGUAUGUAGGUAUAUUAUUGACAUUUACGUUAAAUUAUGACAAAGUAUAAAUUGUAUAUGUGCCACAACAUAUGUGUGUGGUGGUGCAUACAAAAAUUAAAUGUUAAUGUCAAAUUUAAGAACGAGACAAUCGCUCAAUCAUGGAAUUUAAAGAAGAGAAAUUUAAAAAAAAAGAUUUGACUAAAGACAGAACAAAGUUUAGUAUAUAUAUGGGAUUUUCUGCACAUUACUGUAUGUAGACUGACUAAGAGAAGAGUGUUUUUGCUCCUGUUGAGAUGAGAAAAGCAUGAUAGGCGACUUAGGUUUAGUUUAAGGUCCUGAAACAGGAAACACUGACUGGUUGGAAAGAUUUUAACUCACUGACUCGCAACGCCUAUUUCACUGUGUGUGUGUGUGUGUGUGUGUGUACGAUGGUAACAAUCAUGGCAGAAAAGGACAAAUGCUGUUUGACUCUAGCUAGCCAGUUGCGACUCAGAUGAGUUAAUACGUGUACAUUCAGAAACCAAAAUCAGUAUUACGGAGAAUCACCAAAUGCAGAUGUUUAUUGGGAGGAGUGUUGCUGCAAAGGCUGGAGACACAAGUUACGAUACAAAAAUAAAGAAAUCACGUUCAGGGGCACCCCUCUACAAACCCCUUCAUGUUACAUUUUACAACUCAACGUUUACAGAUUUGCUGACGAGUAGCUUUAUUGUCGUCUCCAUGCAGGAAGCUAUGAGUGGCCCUCGUUCAGACCUGGUACUAACAUCUGUCCUGUCAUUAAAAAGAACCCUGCGACCACAUGAUGUAUCUGGUUACUGUCGUCAUGUCUGUCAGCCAAUAACAGAGUCAUGUGUUUCACACGUCUGACUGUACAGACUUGCCCGCUCUUAAUUUGGGUGUGAUUACGAGAAAGUGGACGAAAAGAGACACGGAAUUAUAUUUGGACCAUUCGAAAAGUACAUCAUGUGGACACAUAACAGAUUCAGGACAAAUGUUAAUCAGGUCUGUGCAGGUUCUAUUUCUCCCAGAGCCUCAUACAGUAGCCAGUUACAAUAACGUGCCAAGAAAGGGGAGCACACAGUCUACCUGUCUUUCUCUCUCUCCCUCCAGAACACUAAUGAUAAUAACAGUAAUCACAAUAAUACUCUCUGGGGGGGGGGGCCCUACCGUCCCCUCCCUCCUUAAGGUGCCCCCAUGUAUCCUAACUUGUCAGUCUGCCGCAGUGCCGCUCAGCUCUUCAAAGACAGGACGACAACUUGCUGAAGGAAUCCCAGUCAUGAUGUGAAUGAAAAAGAAUAUAAUGAAAGAUGUUAUACUGUAUGUCAGGGAGUUCAGUUUUAAGAAAUUAUAUAGUGUUCACUCAAUUGAUAUCUUUGUUGUUUCCCUGUUUGAAGUACUGUAUACAGUGUCCCAUUUUAUUUCCACCCCUCCAUUUUGCACUGAAGGAGCUUCUGGCAUGUCUUUUCAAAACAUUGCCACGAUAGCAGGUUUUUUUUGUGGUUUAUCUUUAUUUGUCAAUUUGAUUUUUGUUUGUUUGUUUGUUCAGGGGAGGUGGUCAUUUUUUUUGGUCUUUUUUUAUUUUUGAUUUAUAAUACUUGUUUGAAUUUGUUUGGGAUUUUUGUCAGAAAAAAACAAAACAGAAAUUGAAUCCAGAGGUCAAACAACACUACAGUUUGUGGCCUGUGACUAAAAAACCAGUUCAGCCAAGUGAAAUCAGGGACUUGUAGCUCUUUUGGUCACACAAACUACUCUUGUAUUGUGUAUAUACUGGACUGGAGUUGGUCUGUAAACCUGAAGCAUUCAUUCUCCCGUCCAUUUCCCCUGUUGAGAUAAAUUAAAGUAAAAAAUUCACCACCCUAAACAUACUGGAUCCAUCAACAUACCUUUGUCAGUGUUGUUUAUAGAUUAAGUCUUGUACAUAAAACACAGUUUUGUAUGAAGAGCUAUUUUCGUCAGAAUAAAUCAGGGGACACAUCAGGGUUGAAUGCCCCAAUUUCAAAAUUGAAAUAGUAUCAAAAAUUCAAUAUUUUACUUCUGAAAUGGGCAAACAAAAACAUUUUACUUUCCCUUUGUUUUUGAUACUAAUUUGUUGAAUUUUUAUUCUUUUUUUUUAAAGGUCUUUUGAUGUUGUCAUUUGUCCUAUUAACUUUUUUUAUUAUCAUUAUUUUGUAUUUUGUUCAUCCUCUAAAAAAAACAUUGCAUGCUUGCUAAAAGGGAAAAAUCGAGAGAAAAAAUUUAUGAAAAUCAAAAGAUUAAAAAAAAUGUUGAGGGUAUCCCAAACAUUUGUUUGAGUUGCUUGUUAUAGCAAUUGCUUGUGUUUAAAGGUACAUUUUCUAUGAAAAGAAAGCAAAAACUAAAAAGAUCAUUCUAACACCUUGUGCAAUAAAGCUAUCUUUCAUACGCCAUG